CUUCUUUGCACCUUCUUUUGAAAACGAGGCUUUGCCGUGAAAACACACCGUAUCUGCGCUCGAAAAUUGCGUGUAAAUAGCGUAAAGCUCCGGAGUUUUCCCCCCACCAAAACCGAACCAAACAAACAAUGGUCCGUAUCAGCGUGCUGGCCGAUGCGCUCAAGUGCAUCAACAAUGCGGAGAAGCGCGGCAAGCGCCAGGUGCUGAUCCGCCCGAACUCGAAGGUGGUCAUCCGCUUCCUGACCGUCAUGAUGAAGCACGGCUACAUCGGCGAGUUCGAGAUCGUCGACGACCAUCGCAGCGGCAAGGUGGUGGUGAACCUAACCGGCCGCCUGAACAAGGCCGGCAUCAUCUCGCCCCGGUUCGACACGAAGGUGACCGAUCUGGAGCGCUGGACGAACAAUCUGCUGCCGUCGCGUCAGUUCGGCUACGUCGUGCUCACCACCAGCGGCGGUAUCAUGGACCAUGAGGAGGCCCGGCGGAAGCAUCUGGGUGGAAAGAUUCUGGGAUAUUUCUUCUAAGUGUGCGGCGUGCGUGGAAGGAGCGUUGCAAACGGUUCGUACGUACGGAGCAGGCUCCCUCCUCCCACUAGCUUCAUCCAUCUCCGAGGCGGCGUUGCUUUCCAUCAACCAUCAUCAUCGCACGAAUUGGUGAUCGCAGAAGGGACGAUGAGAACGUAAACAAUCUUAUCGUCCGUGCUGGAGAGGCUUGCCCUGUACGUGUGUGAUAAGUUGCAGAUGUAAUAAACGGAAAUAUCCAAACUCAA
Anopheles arabiensis is the source of this 766-nucleotide messenger RNA. Its product is annotated as 40S ribosomal protein S15Aa-like. Gene Ontology annotation, cellular component: ribosome; cytosolic small ribosomal subunit. The transcript has a single exon. Gene Ontology annotation, biological process: translation. The record is from RefSeq and is a predicted model, not a curated record. Gene Ontology annotation, molecular function: structural constituent of ribosome. NCBI's taxonomy places the organism in Eukaryota, Metazoa, Arthropoda, Insecta, Diptera, Culicidae. Bases 129 to 521 code for a protein of 130 amino acids.